AAUCCUUCGUGCUGAAGAUAAUAAGUACGGUGGAAAGACAGUAAAUAACGUCGUACCAUCGUACAAACAACUUGUUGCGAUUCUAGAAUUUCGUGACCGAUUCAAUUUUUCUUGUUCCAACACGUUUCAGUUGGAGAACAACAAGUAGCUCAAAAUGUCUGGAAAGUGGGAUCCCCUCACUGAUAUGCCCAACCUCGAGGGUAAAGUAGUUGUUGUCACCGGCGGGAAUGCAGGCAUUGGCUUGUCAACCGUCAAGUACCUCGCCCUUCGAGGUGCCAAGGUUUACUUCACAGCAAGAUCAAAGACCAAAGCCGAUGAGACUCGCACCGUGCUGACGACCGAAAACCCUGCGAUAAACGCCGCCAACCUGCAUUGGCUUCCCUUGGACUUGGCAGACUUGAAGUUGGUCGCCUCCGCAGUUGAAGAGCUGAAGAGCAAGGAAUCUAGGGUAGACAUUCUAGUAAACAAUGCCGGUCUAGCCUCCGGCACGACGGAGACGAUGGGUCCCGGGUGGGAAUGGCACAUGGGGGUCAACCACGUCGGGCACUUUGUUUUCACCAAUGGCAUGCUGCCGCUUCUCAAGGAAGCUACAAAACAACCUGGGGCCGACGUCCGCAUCAUCACCCUCAGCUCCAACGUCAACUAUGCCAUGCUGCCAUCCAACUACAGAUUCACCUUCGAUUCCGCGUCGUUCCUGACGAAGCCUGUGCCUUACUACCCGUGGCAAUGGCGUUAUAUCGUGAGCCGUAUAUUCGUGGUCGACAUGAUCCGUUAUGCCGUCUCCAAAGUCGCCAAUCUGCUCUUCGCCCAAGAGUUGCAGCGACUUCUGGAUGAGCAAGGCCUUCCGAUCCUGUCCAUGUCAGUGCAUCCGGGUGGCGUGGCCAGUCCAGGUAGCAAGGACAUUGGAAAUGCCCUCUUUUCGUUCGUCAGAUCAGCGGCCUUCCUCACGGUCGACCAGGGCGCCAUCACGUCCGUCUUCGCGGCCACUGCCACCGAGGUUCGCGAGAACGCAGACAAGUAUAAGGGUAAGUACUUGGAGCCGUUUGGCAAGAUCGUAACCCCCAAUCCAGUCGCCAAGGACUAUAAGCAGGUGAAGGGCAUGUGGGAGCACACCACAGUCGAAGCAAACAAGUACUUGUCGACUCUUGGCCUUGCACCUCUUCAAGAAUGGUAGUCUCAACGAUCAAUUGGUGGCAGACGAGACUUGUCCAGGUCUCAACACAGAUGUUCCAUCCACCCUACUCCAGAUGUACACGAUCAAUCAUACAGAAGACGAUAACAUAACAAGCUUUCAUUCGAAUCCCUUACGAAGAAUACCAUUGAUCCACAGCCUGCGUUUAUGUGGAUGAGAUAUAGUCGUCUGAAGAGGUGUGAGGAUGGUUGAGAAUACCUCAAAGGAACCAAAACGCGCACCAAUUCUUCAGAAAUGAAUUUCAGGGACACUUAACCCCAUCACGGGAGCUUCAGAGAGAGAUAAUGAAUUUCGCAGCCUCUAGUAAUAAUUACAUGACGUUUCACUAAGGAUGAUCUCCCGGGAUGACCAUAAUCUUACGGCAGGAUGCAUGCUUAGCACUGGG
Colletotrichum phormii is the source of this 1577-nucleotide messenger RNA. Its product is annotated as daunorubicin C-13 ketoreductase. NCBI's taxonomy places the organism in Eukaryota, Fungi, Ascomycota, Sordariomycetes, Glomerellales, Glomerellaceae. The transcript has 4 exons. Bases 155 to 1174 code for a protein of 339 amino acids. The record is from RefSeq and is a predicted model, not a curated record.